Staurois parvus is the source of this 306-nucleotide messenger RNA. Lineage: Eukaryota; Metazoa; Chordata; Amphibia; Anura; Ranidae. The record is from the annotation of a GenBank genome assembly.
AUGUAUGUGAAAUGGUUUGAUACAGUAAUGUUUUACUAUGUGAUUUUAGUGAACGUCACUUUUUGUCAUUUUCAAAUUUCCCGCUGUUCUGUCCCCGUACGUCCCGACGUCGCAGGGAACGGAACCCAGAUGACAGAUGCCGGCAUCCGCCGGAUUACAUUACCGGGGACGCUGCAGGGGGGACAUAGCGGGAGCGCAGGACAAGGUAAGAGAAGAAUAGAUCCCGGAGCAGCUCAGCAGGGUAUUCCCGAGUGUAGCUCAGAGUUACCACUUGUGCUACACUUGGGAAUACCACCAGGGAGGCUA